UAAAAAAAGAAGAUUGUUUGUUCGGCUUUGGGUGUCAGCCGCUUUGUAAAAAUUUUAUUGUGAUAAAUAUAGAAUUAAUCAGUGAUAUCGUCGUGUAAGUGAAUAGAACAUGAAAUAACAAACAUGCAAUGAGUUUACUAUUGUGGCUCCUCGUGUAUUUUAUGUGAAAGAUAGCUUCUUCCGCCAUGACUGUAGUUCACUUGGUGAGGAAGUGCCCCGUAACAUUUGCGCUUUAUUUCGGGUGUAUUGCACUUUGUUAUCCGGUUUUAGCUCAAGAUGUGGCAGAGAUUCUGGACUUAUCAUCAAAGGGUGAGCUUGGUGGGUCAUCUAACAUAAGCUGCAGUGUUGCUCCGAGUGAGGUUCAGGUGGAAUGGCUUUAUAAUGGGGCACCUGUGAAAUUUAAUGAGAGAAUCAAAGAAAACACUGAAGAGAAACUAUUGCACAAAAAAGACUUAGACGGGAACCAGCAGAAAUAUAGACUCAGUAACGUGUCGAUAACAAACACAACAGCCAGCGAUGAUGGGAACUACACGUGUGUAGCGAAACUGGGGGAGAAGAGGUCAGAUAAAAUGGUCAUACUGGAUCUAAGUUUUCCCGGAAAAUUGGUGAGGAACACGGCCGGUCCUAUCAAGCAGAAUGCGUCCGACCAGGUCAAUGUCACGUUGGAGUGUGUUUUUGAAGUAUAUAAACCCAGCGAAGUGAAAUGGUGGAAACAGGGCAAAGAUGACGAAAUAACAGAUCUUACAACGAAGCCGCCUAACAAAAUUAGUCUAAAAGAAAUCCAAAGUAACUACGACCUUCGGAUACACAGUCCCGAAGACAACGGGACCUACAUCUGUCAAAUAUUCGACAAUGUGACGUCACUAAAUAUCACCGGAAACGUUGACGUCAUAGUCUUCGCUCCACCCCAAGUCGUGAUAGACACGGUGAUACCCAUCAGCGCUUCACAACUUUUCGUUAACUGGACAGUGAGGUCGUACAACUCGCCAAUAAGGUUCUACAACCUAAUGUAUAGGAAAUUACCCUCGACGGAUUUCAGUCUUUACACAAGAGAGAAAAUUGGAGUCAAGAAUAUAUCGUUUGUCAUGGAAGGCUUAGAGAAGUCAACGAAAUACCAAUUAAAGUUGGAAGUGACCACUGUGCACGGUCAGAGCAAGCCACACAUAUAUGAAUCGACCGUUCGGACUUUGGACAGAGAUCCUAUAUUCGUCCCGAAUAUUUCCAUCAAUGGAUUUUCGGCGACAUCGGUGACUAUCGGUUGGGCUCCUCCGCCGGAGGAUAUAGCUGAGCUGAUACACUAUUACCUCCUCGAAGCGAGGAAGAUGGGCGAAGUGGCUCCACGAAGGGCUUAUCACUCGAGGGAUAGCCGUAACCUGCCGUAUAUGUUUGAUAACUUGGAGCCACAUAGCACGUAUGUUUUCAGGGUUUGCGCCUGUUCAGACUUCACAAAGCGGUGCGGCAACUGGUCCAGUGAAAUGCAGGCAGCCACCCUGGACGGGAUACCCGGUCGAGCUGCCAAUGUGACCGUCCAUUGCGCGAGCAGCUGGAUCAAUCUCACCUGGCAGCCUCCUUUGAAGCCCAAUGCUGAAAUUAAAGGAUAUACGAUGGAGUUGACAGGAAACGCCACAUACAGAGACCGGUAUGGCUCCGUCAAGGAAGCCAUGUGGGGCCCACUUACCAAGUUCAAAGCUAAUGAUUCCAGGAGUGUUCGGUUCGAAGAUCUCCAACCGAACACAAACUACACGGUACGCUUGAGUGCGAUGACUCGAACCCGUAGACGAGGUGAAGAAGAGACAAGGUAUUGCUCCACUGCGCCGGCGCCGCCUGAUUCACCACCGAGACCUAGGUGGAGGAAGAUACUGGAGAACGAUAGGUAUAUGUUUACCAUGUAUCUCCCAAGGAUAUCGGAAAGGAAUGGACCCAUCUGUUGUUAUAGAGUGUACAUGGUGCGUCUUCUGCCGCGCUCUGAUUGGUCAAACCUGCCUCCUGCCCGAGACAUCAGUGUGAUCCAGUACGAGGAAGCUCAUGCCGUGCAGCCCGUUUUGGGGGCUUAUAUCACCGAUGUCUUCUCCAAUGAUAGAUUCCCUCCAGACUCAGAAGUUAUUCUGGGCGACGGGAAAUCCAUUUUCGACAAGGAAGAUCCGGGCAUCGUUCUGCCGUCUUGCAAAAGAUGUCUCCGUAAACCGCGUCGGUUCUUAGACGCCCCUGCAGUUCCUAAGACAACUACCACUGUCCCGACAACUAGAGAUGACCUGUUCGAGGAGGAGAUCGAUACUACUGCCGAACCAGAUUUAGAAGAGGAGAAAAGAGAGAGAAGAUCGUACGUGGAGAUUGAAAGAGACUACAUGAAGAACCCAAUGAUGAUGGACAAAUUGGUGGAUGAGGAGCAGGAUUGGGAAGAGGUGAUCGUGAGGGAUGGCAUCUUGGAUCUCGCCGCUAACUACACGUUAUUCGUCGAGCUCAUACCUGGCAACGAACAAGACGAGGCCAUCUACAGCGAAUACGUGAACGUGCUGAUGCCCGCUGCCACGCCCCGUCCGUCUACGCACAACGCCACCUUGGAAAUUGCUCUACUGGUGACGUGUGCGGUGGCCGGCCUGGUGAUUGUGGUGAUGGUGGGAGUGUGCGUGGUGCAGAGCCGAUCUGCGAGGAAACUGCCGCCUCAUCCGCAUCACGCCAAUCUCGAAAUGAAUCCCAUACAGGCGGCGUUGCGAUACGUAGUCGGUCAUAUCGGACGUCAGACGACCGGAAGUGCCACGCCCCCCGACUUGCCUCCGAUACCGAGAGAUCAGCUUCCCGCCGCAUACGCCGAACGUCAGGCUGACUCUGACUAUGGCUUCCAAAAGGAAUUCGAGUUGUUGCAGAUGCUGCCCGAGUGUUUCCCGGACAGGACCAGCCACGCCUCCGAAGCCCGGGAGAACCAGCCGAAGAACAGAUACCCGGACAUCAAGGCUUACGAUCAGACCCGGGUGAAACUCGCCCAGAUCGACGGAAUUAGUGGCAGUGACUACAUCAACGCCAACUAUGUGAUGGGAUAUAAGGACCCCUCGGACCACAACCAGGAGCGGAAGAAGUUCAUCUGCGCCCAAGGCCCAACGGAGACCACGGUGAACGACUUCUGGCGGAUGAUAUGGGAACACGGCUUGGAACUGAUCGUGAUGCUGACCAACCUGGAGGAGUACUCCAAGGUGAAGUGCAGCAAGUACUGGCCGGACGAGGUCCGCGGGAGUCGGGCCUUCGGGAAUAUCACGGUUCAUCAUGUUUCCGAGAAGAGAUAUUCGGACUACAUAGUCCGGGAGCUGAGGAUAUCGAAGCAGGCUUUGAACUCUGAUGGCCAACCGGUGGUUGAGAAUAAUGGAAACGCGAAACGAAACGGAGAUUGCGGCAUGGGCGAGCUGAGCGCCCCGACGUCUCCCCAGACGAAGAGCGAAAGCCGUCUCGUGCGUCAGUACCACUUCCUCAUGUGGAAGGACUUCGCCGCGCCCGAGCACCCUCACUCUAUACUCAAGUUCAUCAAGCGCGUGAACGAGGCGUGGUCGGUAGCAGUGUCCCGAGAAGUAGUGGUCCAUUGCUCGGCCGGGGUGGGUCGAACCGGGACAUUGGUGGCUCUCGACUGCCUCUUGGAGCAACUACGCGAUACCAACUGCGUGUCCGUCUUCAACUGUGUGGCUGAGCUGCGGGCGCAGAGGAAUUUCCUUGUGCAAUCACUGAAACAAUACGUGUUCGUAUACCGUGCGUUAGUGGAGUACGCUCACUUCGGGGAUACGGAGAUCCCGGCCUCGCGGCUCAAGAGCGCCAUCGACAGACUCCGGAACACGCCCGAGGGCAGCGACAAGAGCCUCAUGGAAAUGGAGUUUGAGAAAUUAGUCCGUCCGCCAGUUAUCGAGAGCGCCAAGUCGUGUGCGGCGGGAGGCGGAGAGGAAGUGAGAUCUCGGAACAGAUCCGCCGAUUGUCUGCCCUACGACCGGAACAGGGUCAUCCUGGCACCUUUGCCCGGUCGGGACUACUCCACGUACAUCAACGCGUCGUUUAUCGAGGGUUACGACAAUUCAGAAGGCUUCAUAAUCACACAAGACCCACUCCCCAACACCAUCAUGGACUUCUGGCGAAUGGUCUCCGAGCACAAUGUCUCCACUAUCGUCAUGCUCAGCGAGUUGGGUGAAGGCAAGUGUCCGCGGUACUGGGACGACGGGACGGUGCAGUACGAGCACAUCUCGGUGGAGUACGAGGAGAGCGAGUCCUGCCCCUAUUACACCAGGAGACACUUCACCAUUACCAAUAACAAGAGCGGCGACUGGUGCGCCGUGCGGCAGCUGCAGUACCACGGCUGGCCGACGGCGGCGGGUCACGUGCCCGAAGUCACGCGGGGCCUGUGCGAGCUGGCCGAGCGCACGCAGCCAUCCGACCACGACAACACGCGGCCCGUCUUGGUGCAUUGCCAAUACGGCACGGAGCGGUCGGCCCUGUUCGUGGCGCUGUGCAUCCUGACGUGGCAGCUCCGAGUCGAGAGACGCGUGGACGUGAGCGCCGUCGCCCGGAAGCUGCGCUCGCAACGGACCAACACCAUCGACACUGUGCUCCAAUACGAAUUCCUCCACCGUGCCAUACUGAACUACGCGGAGCUCCACAAUCUACUGGACGACAGCUAAACAGAAAAUGAUGAAUUCGGGGCGAUUUGUGAGACACAAAUAUAGGUGUAAUCUUUUCUAAUGACCUUUUGUACUGAUUAACGAAAUCGAUCUAUUUUUUUAUACUUUUGUUACAUUUCUCACUGACGAUUAUGUCCUCGAUGUACGUUGUCCUUUUUCCUAAUUAGGUUAUGAUUUCCAAAAAACAAAGAUAUUUUUUAUAUCGUCAGUGAGAAAGGAAUUCUUUGGUUCAUACUUUGUGCGUUCGGUGGGGCGUUUUUGUCGAUGACGGCCCCCUAUCGUGUACUUUUAGUACUGUUUUUACACAAAUUAUGGGUGCUAAGUUCGAUUGAGAUUUUGGACUUUUCCUAUAAAAAUCACGAAAUCACCCUCAGCGACAAUUGGCAGGUAGAGUUGUAAGUUUGUCUCGAAGCGAGGAGAUCUGACGGUUUUGUUAUACUUUUUGUUUUUAGUUUCCAGAUAUUAAGGUUUAGUAUUAAGUACACGCUUGAUGUAUCCGCUUUGCGAGCGUUUAUUUAUAUUGGUAUUAAUCAACGGGCUGGGUAAUAAAAUGGUUACUUCACAAUGUUUAAUACUUUCGAAAUGUCGAGCGAGGAGUUUGUAUUUUUUGCUUUUGGCAUUUUUGUGAUCAAAUCUAUCCUAAAUUCCCAUUUUAUUACCCUGGUCUUCUACCAAUUGCAACUAUGUCCAAAGAGAAAAAUUGUAUUUAUUUUUGGUAAAGGAGCGGCCGGACGAAGCAUUUUUUGUUUCUUUUUAGGGUUUAUGAAACCUGGCCAAAAUCUAUGCCCCGACGCGUGCAUGCUGAAAGUCAUUGUAAAUAUCACAUUAAAAAGUAUAAUGCAUGCAAUUUUAUU
Messenger RNA from Pieris napi, 5503 nucleotides. RefSeq names its product tyrosine-protein phosphatase 69D (gene Ptp69D). Lineage: Eukaryota; Metazoa; Arthropoda; Insecta; Lepidoptera; Pieridae. The record is from RefSeq and is a predicted model, not a curated record. Gene Ontology annotation, molecular function: protein binding; protein tyrosine phosphatase activity. Gene Ontology annotation, biological process: protein dephosphorylation. The transcript has 27 exons. The coding region runs from base 186 to 4649 and encodes 1487 amino acids.